Messenger RNA from Talaromyces proteolyticus, 2440 nucleotides. Its product is annotated as fungal-specific transcription factor domain-containing protein. Gene Ontology annotation, biological process: regulation of DNA-templated transcription. Bases 53 to 2428 code for a protein of 791 amino acids. The record is from RefSeq and is a predicted model, not a curated record. Gene Ontology annotation, molecular function: DNA-binding transcription factor activity, RNA polymerase II-specific; zinc ion binding. Lineage: Eukaryota; Fungi; Ascomycota; Eurotiomycetes; Eurotiales; Trichocomaceae. The transcript has 5 exons.
CCGGCAACCCAGCAUCGCUGCUGAACGCCUCUUGCAUCGUACCCCCCCAGCCAUGUCUUCUGCCUGUUGGACCUGUCGACUGCGGAGGAAAAAGUGCGAUCGAGUCCGGCCCGUCUGCACGAGCUGUGCAAGGCUGCGUAUUGGCUGUGACUAUAGCCGCAUCAAGCCAGAAUGGAUGGACGGGUCCAAGAAACAAGCCGAAGAGGCCAAGAGUAUUCAAGCUCAGAUAAGGCAAGGUGCUGCAACUGUUGAUGACAAGUCCUUUGCCGUUCAGGUGUUUCCACUUCGGGAGACCCCGUUGUCGUCAAGCCAGUCGACUAACCAGGCUGCGUUCCAUGCUGCCAUAAGUCUCAGCGCCUAUUACUUCACGCGGCUGCUCGCCCGGGAUGCAUCUAAUACUCUCAGAACGCCUUGCGAGCAGCACGUGUGGGAUACAUGGGCUAGUCACAUGGAUCUGUCCAUGCAACUGAUCAGGCGAGACUUGAGCGACACAAAUGCCGGAUCCAGACAGACAGAUGUAUUUCAUGGGGCUCGUGUUUUGGACAGUAUCGUGCACCUCCUCAUCUUUGAAGCAUCUAUGGCGAAGACCGGAGAUUGGAGCUUACAUCUUACUGCCGCACUGAGCCAGUUGGAAGACAUAUUCCGAGUGCAUGGCUUAAAGGAUGGCAAAUACCACCUACAUUCAGUUCUCCUUAGCAUGCAACUACCAUCGAUAUUUGACGGCAUCGACCUCGAAUAUCACGUAUGGAGUGCUGACCAAACUUCGUUCCAGUUUUCUACAGCUGUUCUUAUCUAUGCGGAUAUUGUUGCCAGCAUCUGCCUUAGACAAACCCCUAGGCUGCGACAUUAUCACGAGGCGGUGAUCAUGAAGAGUAGUACUCGUGCUAACCAGGACAACCGGCUGAUAUAUAUGGAAGAUUACAUUGGGUGCUAUGGCUGGGCAUUUGUACUUAUUGGUGAUAUUGCUGCUCUAGAUGCAUGGAAGCUUGCUACCGCGUCAGAAGAUGGGAGCGACCGGGACCAGCUUGCAGUUUUAGGAAACGAUUUAAAAAUCAGAUUAUACCAUGGCAUAGAAAAUAUAGCACCGGCCACCCCAUCGUGCGAAGUAUUGGGAAAGAUGAAUCAGGCUGACCAGCAUGCCCUGAUUACAAAGUUAUGGCUACAUGCCGGUCUGAUAUACUUAUCAACGAUCAUGCACGGAUGGCAGCUAACAGACCCUGCUAUUCGUCAUAAUGUUCACGCGGCGUUGAAUCUGCUCAAGGUUAUAACGUCAAAUCUCGAGAUUCGCUGUCCAAUGUGGCCGCUCUGUGUUGUCGGCUGUAUGGUUCAGGACGACGAGAAGGAAGAGUUGAGUCGCAUCAUGUCUGGACUGCCGCCUCUUCAAUCCUUUGGGGCUAAUAAAGAAGCUGUAAGCUUGGUCGAGGCUGCCUGGCACCGUCGUGGCCAGCUUGAAGAGAAUGAGAAUCCAUGGAAUUUAGCAGACCAUUUUCGAUUCCAAGGGUCCAUCACCAUGGUUGUCGUUGCUGUCGCCGGAGGAUCAGGCAACGUUGGUCGUACCAUUGUCGAAACUCUGGUCGAGAACGGUGAAUACGAAGUCAUUGUCCUUGGCCGCAAGGUGUGGGCAGCAAACAAUUCUGUCGUCGUGGACUAUGGCGAUGUAGCAGGAAUAGCUGAAGUCCUAAAUCAGCACGGCGUACACACAGUUAUAUGCACAAUCGCAGUUUUAGAUGACACUUCGUCUUCUUCGCAGAUUAAUCUCAUUAGAGCAGCAGAGCAAUCAUCGUCAGUGAAGCGGUUCAUCGCUUCAGGUUGGGGAUCACUUCCAGAUGAGAAAUCGCCGUUUUACGUCUUUCAGGAGGUGUCCACUGAUGAGCUGCGCAAGACCAAACUUGAAUGGACUCGAUUCGUAAAUGGAUUUUUCCUUGACUACUACGGUGCGCCACAUGUCAAAACACACCUACCUACCAUCACAUUCGCAGUCGACAUUGCUAGCAGGAAGGCAGCCCUACCAGGUACAGGCGAUGAGCCCGUUGCUUUAACUUAUUCAUUUGAUGUUGCCAGGUACGUGUCGGCAUUCUUGAAUCUGCCCAAGUGGGAAGAGGUAACAUACUGUUACGGAGAGAAGACAACUUGGAAUGAAUUCGUCGAAGUUGCCGAAGAGGUUACAGGAUCCCCUUUUGAAAUUACCUACGACCCGAUUCAAAAGCUCAUGAAGGGGGAAAUCACCGAGCUUCCUGCACAUGCAAAAGAACUCGCUUCUUCACCAUUCCCGGAAGCCAUUGCCCGAAUGCUUCUCCCAGUUCUUGGCAUGUGGGCAGCUGAGGGCUACUUCAACGUUCCGGUAGAGAAAUCGCUGAACCAGAAGUUUCUAAACAUUAAGCCCAUAACUGUUCGCGAGAUGUUGCUGCAGGGACAAGGCCCUAAGUGAGGCACACGACAG